Molecule: messenger RNA, 1152 nt
Organism: Ramularia collo-cygni
Lineage: Eukaryota; Fungi; Ascomycota; Dothideomycetes; Mycosphaerellales; Mycosphaerellaceae
Product: related to zinc-containing long-chain alcohol dehydrogenase
Exons: 6
Coding region: 1-1152 (383 amino acids)
Molecular function (GO): oxidoreductase activity; zinc ion binding
Source: RefSeq, a predicted model, not a curated record
AUGGCGACAACUCCCAGCAAAGCCAUUGUAGCUUCCACCCCUGGUCCUACUCACCACGGAGCAGAGAAUUGGGAGAUGACCAAUAUUCUCGUUCCUACAGACCUCAAAGAUGGAGAGAUCUUGGUCGAAAUGGUCGCGACGGGAAUCUGCCAUACGGAUAUCUCGUUGACCAACCCGGAGAUGGGACAGACUUUCCCAAUUGUGCCGGGUCAUGAAGGAUCUGGGUAUGUCAAAGCCGUAGGUCCGAAUGUCAAGAAAGCACUCCAAGUCGGAGAUCCAGUGCUUCUGUCGUUCGACAGCUGUGAGAAGUGUCACUCCUGCCAAUCCCAAAGACCCGCAUAUUGCGACACAUUCGCUCCAAUGAACCUUUUCGGCGAGCAGGAUGUCUUCAAGUCGGAAGACGGGAACUCACCAAUCGCAGCGAAGUUUUUUGGACAUUCGAGUUUUGCGAAAUUGAGCAUUGUGAAAGAGAGUACCGUGCUUCCCGCCAAAGAUCUGAUCCAAAGUGAAGAGGAGUUGAAGUUGUUUGCUCCCCUUGGGUGUGGUAUACAGACGGGUGCGGGUGCGAUCUUGAACCUCGUGAAGCCCGGGCCGGAGGAUCGUGUGUUGGUUUGUGGGCUGGGUGGAGUGGGCUUGAGUGCCGUUAUGGGAGCCCACAUCGCAGGAUGCAAGCAGAUUAUUGCGGUAGACAAAGUCCAAGAGCGUAUCGAUCUCGCUAAGAAUGUGUUUGGAGCAACACAUGGGUUGAACACCACUGGUCUGACGGAUCUGACGCAGGCGAUGAGAGAAAUCGCGGCAGGGAGAGGACCUACCGUGGUGAUCGAAACAACCGGUUUCCCUCCUGUCCUCGAAGGCGCAUACUACGCCCUCGACACGAAAGGCUCGUUCGUCCAAGUCGGCGGACCUGUGGAUCCCAAAUACAGAUUCUCCAUGGAUCUCGUACAGCAUCUCUUCCGCGGAGUCAAAUUGUUCGGUUGUGUGGAAGGAGACAGCAUUCCCGGAGAGUUCAUCCCGGAGAUGAUCAAAGGAGUUAUCUUGACUGAUGGUAUGGUAGUGGACAAGAUGGUCAAGUAUUAUGAUGCCGAGGACUUCAAGACGGCCUUGCAUGACAUGCAUUCCGGGAAAACGAUUAAACCGAUCCUCGUAUGGUGA